This is a messenger RNA of Athalia rosae (coleseed sawfly), 2046 nucleotides long. It is a transcript of the gene ste14, whose product is annotated as protein-S-isoprenylcysteine O-methyltransferase. Gene Ontology annotation, biological process: C-terminal protein methylation. The transcript has 3 exons. Gene Ontology annotation, molecular function: protein C-terminal S-isoprenylcysteine carboxyl O-methyltransferase activity. The coding region runs from base 9 to 869 and encodes 286 amino acids. Lineage: Eukaryota; Metazoa; Arthropoda; Insecta; Hymenoptera; Athaliidae. The record is from RefSeq and is a predicted model, not a curated record. Gene Ontology annotation, cellular component: endoplasmic reticulum; membrane.
GAAAUAUCAUGUUGUGCUACGAAGGAAAAGUCAGCGUGUUCACAUUCUUUACCGGGGUAGUUUUCGCCUUGUUGCCCAAGUUUCUUUUUAGGUUACAAUUCGAGACGUACGCUUUGUAUUUUCAAAGUGUCUGGCUGACUUAUGUUGCGUUGUACGUUCUUCUUAAUUUUUUAAUCGUCAUUACCUUUCGUGGUUUCACCUACCAAGUUGCGGUACGUGCAACAUCGUUGGGUUAUGCAUUUGGAAUUGGAAUAUUGAUAUUUAUAACUGCGCCGUUAUCAUGGAAAAUAUUUGGAAUAUAUAUGUCCGUGAUGGCAAUGUUUCAUUACUCAGAGUUCCUUGCCAUUGCUUGGACGAACCCAAAAGCUUUAUCUUUAGAUUCUUUCAUAUUAAAUCACAGUGUAGAGUACGGAACUGCUGCAUUCAUCAGCUGGCUAGAGUUUGGUUUGGAAAGAUAUUUCUUUCCUUGGCUCAAAGAACCGUGCCUAGUGUCUUAUGUUGGAUUGUGCCUUUGUAUUGGUGGAGAAAUUUUAAGAAAAUUGGCUAUGUUCACUGCGCGACAAAACUUCAACCACCUCAUACAAAGCACUAAAGCCGAGGACCAUCAACUGGUCACGCACGGAGCUUACAGACUUUCUAGGCAUCCGAGUUAUGUUGGCUGGUUUUAUUGGUCGAUUGGAACACAGUUAAUACUCCAAAAUCCAUUCUGCACAGUUUGCUAUACAUUCAUCUCUUGGAGAUUUUUUCAACAGCGGGUACUGCUGGAAGAGAUGACGUUGAUUAAAUUCUUUGGAAGAGACUACAUAAACUAUCAGAAGCAAACUGGUACUGGGUUGCCUUUCAUUUCUGGUUACAAAUUCGACUUAUAGUGCACCACCAUGGUGUGAGUACAGUAAAGACAAUACUCUAAGACAUCGUUCACGGCGUUCAUUAAAACCUUUCACAAAAGUUAAAGGUGUACAUCAAUCAUGUAUAACAGCACAAGAAUUAGUUUAAUUGUAUUUUUCUAUAUUAUCAUUUGAAUUAGAAUACUCUGAUCUAGACAGGAUAACUCAAAUUUGUUUGUGGUAAUGGGAAGUCUUCUAAUCAAAUGCAAUUCUUUACCUGCUUGUAAAUAAACAGUCAACGUGUAAAUUUUUUAUAAGUUCAAUCGACAGUUAUAGGGUCUAGAACUCCAUGCAUGAUAGACUUUGGUUGAACAAUAUGUUACUUAAAAAAUUCUUGUCUUAAAUAAAACCAUAGAACAGUAUAUUAAAAAUAGGUAUAGAGGAUUACUUCUCAAAAAAAUCAUCGGUUUAUAUGAAAAUUAUAUUUAUUGUCUCAUUUCAUGUCGGAAAUUAAUAUAUAUUUAUGUAUACAUAUAUAUUAAUUGUUGUUGUUGUUAUUAUUAUUAUUAUUAUUAUUAAUUAUUAAUUAUUAUUAUAUUAUCAUUAUUAUGAAUUAUUAUCAUUAUUUUAUUAAUAUAUAACAGUACAUACUUUCAAACAUUGCCAUACUUGAUAUGAUACUUUCAGAGCUCACGAUUUCUUUUACCUUUAGAAAUAUCUGCCUAUUCAUCGCGUACCCGAUAUUUAUGUGAUAUGACUUUGAAACAACUUUUUUGUGAUAACAAUAUUAAUCAACGAAUCGGGAUCGCUUGCAGCGUAACAAUAAUAAUAUCUAGUCUACUCUACAAAAAUUUUAAAUUGUACGAGAAAAGCAGUUGUUGGCAUUUUUAUUUAUACACUUUGAAGUCAUCAACGAUUUUCAGCAACAAUAUUGUAAAUAAUUGUGCAGAUUUGCUAGCAACGUUACGUUUCAUUUCUUACUUGGAUAGACGAUUUUUAUUUUUUUAAGAUAAUACGAGAUUCACUCUCACAACUACGAAAUACCCAUGGAACAAUUAUAUGUUUCUAUUUUAUUUGCACGUUCAUCCGGAAAUUAUUCAUUAUUUAAUUCGAACUUCACAUUGCUGUUGUCUGUUCUAAAAAUGUACGUAACUGCUAUAAAUAAUUGUACAUUUGGUCAGAUGAUAUUCGUUUGAAUAAAAAAUAUUUCAAGAAUUGA